Molecule: messenger RNA, 4512 nt
Organism: Hemisphaericaspora subhashii
Lineage: Eukaryota; Fungi; Ascomycota; Pichiomycetes; Serinales; Debaryomycetaceae
Gene: CDR1
Product: ATP-binding cassette multidrug transporter
Exons: 1
Coding region: 1-4512 (1503 amino acids)
Biological process (GO): xenobiotic detoxification by transmembrane export across the plasma membrane
Cellular component (GO): membrane
Molecular function (GO): ATP hydrolysis activity; ATP binding; ABC-type transporter activity
Source: RefSeq, a predicted model, not a curated record
AUGCCAGAAUCAAUACACUCGGAACAUAAACAAGGUUCCCCUAGAUCAAGAUCUGGCUCGGUUGAUUCUUCAUAUGAACCAAGUCUAAAUGAAUAUCAUGGGUUUGACACUGAUACCGGAAGGGAUAUCCAAGAUUUAGCAAGAACUUUAACCCAUGACUCAAUGAGAGAUACUGAAUCAUCAGCUGCAUUACUCAAAUAUUUAACCCAUAUGUCAGAAGUACCAGGUGUAAAUCCUUAUUCUGAUGAUAUUUCCAACCCUGAAUUAGAUCCUGAUUCCGACCAAUUUAAUGCCAAAUUCUGGGUAAAGAAUCUUCGAAAAUUAUACGAAUCAGAUCCUGACUAUUAUAAGCCUUCGAAAUUAGGUAUGGCUUAUCGUGAUUUAAGAGCUUAUGGUGUGGCUAAUGAUUCUGAUUAUCAAGCAACUGUCACUAAUGGAGUAUGGAAAUUUCUUGUUGACACAGCAAGAGGUCUUAGAAAAGAAGAUGAAUCAAGAAUGUUUGAUAUUUUAAAACCUAUGGAUGCUAUCAUGAAACCAGGUGAAGUUACUGUUGUUUUAGGUAGACCAGGUGCUGGUUGUUCAACUUUAUUGAAAACUAUUGCUGUAAAUACUUAUGGUUUCCAUGUCGGUAAAGAAUCUAGAAUUACUUAUGAUGGUUUAACUCCUGAUGAAAUCGAAAAACAUUAUCGUGGGGAUGUCAUUUAUUCUGCUGAAACUGAUGUUCAUUUCCCUCAUUUAAGUGUUGGUGACACUUUAGAAUUCGCUGCUAGAUUAAGAACCCCACAAAAUAGAGGUUUAGAUAUUCCAAGAGAAACUUAUGCAAAACAUAUGGCUAGUGUUUAUAUGGCUACUUAUGGUUUAUCACAUACUAGAUAUACCAAUGUUGGUAACGAUUUCGUUCGUGGUGUUUCUGGUGGUGAAAGAAAGAGAGUUUCAAUUGCCGAAGUUUCAUUAAGUGGUGCUAAUAUCCAAUGUUGGGAUAAUGCUACUAGAGGUUUAGAUGCCGCCACUGCUUUAGAAUUCAUUCGUGCAUUAAAGACAUCUGCUGCUGUUUUGGAAGCUACCCCUUUGAUUGCCAUUUAUCAAUGUUCUCAAGAUGCUUAUGAUUUAUUCGACAAUGUUGUUGUCUUAUACGAAGGGUAUCAAAUCUUCUUUGGUAAAGCUGAUAAGGCCAAGGAAUUUUUCAUCAAGAUGGGUUGGAAAUGUCCUCAAAGACAAACCACUGCUGAUUUCUUAACUUCAUUAACUAACCCAGCUGAAAGAGAACCAUUGCCAGGAUAUGAACACAGAGUCCCAAGAACAGCCAAGGAAUUUGAAGCCGCUUGGAAAAAUUCUCCAGAAUAUGCUGCAUUAACUAAGGAAAUCGACCAAUACUUCAUUGAUUGUGAAAAGUUGAACACCAAACAAACCUAUCAUGAAGCUCAUGUUGCUAGGCAAGCCAAACAUACUCCAUCAAAAUCUCCAUACACUGUUUCAUUUGGUAUGCAAGUCAGAUACAUCAUGGGUAGAAAUAUUCUUAGAACUAAAGGUGAUCCAUCCAUCACGAUAUUCUCCAUCUUUGGUCAGGUGGUAAUGGGUUUAAUUUUGUCAUCGGUCUUUUACAACUUGAAUCAGACUACCGAAUCAUUCUACUAUAGAGGUGCUUCCAUGUUCUUUGCCGUUUUGUUUAAUGCUUUUGCAUCGUUAUUAGAAAUCAUGUCACUUUUCGAAGCUAGACCAAUUGUUGAGAAACAUAAGAAAUAUGCCCUUUAUCGUCCUUCUGCUGAUGCUUUGGCUUCCAUUAUUACUGAGUUACCAGUUAAGUUUUUGAUGUCAAUGUCAUUUAAUUUAGUGUUUUAUUUCAUGGUUAAUUUCAGAAGAAAUCCAGGUAGAUUCUUCUUCUAUUGGUUAAUGUGUGUUUGGUGUACUUUAGUCAUGUCACAUUUGUUCAGAUCCAUUGGGGCUGUUUCUACCAGUUUACCAGGUGCAAUGACUCCAGCUACUGUUUUGUUAUUGGCUAUGGUUAUCUAUACCGGUUUUGUUAUUCCUACUCCAAAGAUGCUUGGUUGGUCAAGAUGGAUUAAUUACAUCAAUCCUGUUGGAUAUGUGUUUGAAUCAUUAAUGGUUAACGAAUUUCACGAUAGAGAGUUCAUGUGUGCUACAUUUGUUCCUACUGGUCCUGGAUUUGAAAACGUUCCUGAUGCUAAUAGAGUUUGUUCUGCUGUUGGUGCUGAACCAGGGAAUCUUAUCGUUAAUGGUACCAAUUAUUUAAAAUUGGCUUAUAACUAUCAAAACGCACACAAAUGGAGAAACUUGGGUAUUACUAUUGCAUUUGCUGUUUUCUUUUUGGGAAUUUAUAUCAUGUUGACUGAAUUCAAUAAAGGUGCUAUGCAAAAGGGUGAAAUUGUCUUAUUCCUUAGAGGAUCUUUGAAGAAUCACAGAAAAAGAGCUGAUGCCAAGAAGGCCAAUGCUGCUGAUGCUGAAAAUUAUACCGGAACUCAUGAAAAGGUUGGUUAUGAUGAUGAAGCUGAAGCUAUUAAGAAUGAAAAGGGUAUUUCUUCAGGAAGUUCAAGUGAUAAUGAAUUGCCAAGUAAUAAGGAAAUUUUCUUAUGGAGAGAUUUAACUUAUCAAGUCAAGAUUAAGAAGGAAGAUCGUGUAAUUUUGGAUCAUGUUGAUGGUUGGGUUAAACCAGGUCAAAUCACUGCUUUGAUGGGUGCUUCUGGUGCUGGUAAGACUACUUUAUUGAACUGUUUGUCUGAACGUGUUACUACGGGUGUUAUUACUGAUGGUGUUAGAAUGGUCAAUGGUCAUUCAUUAGAUUCAUCUUUCCAAAGAUCUAUUGGGUAUGUUCAACAACAAGAUUUACAUUUACCAAGUUCUACUGUUCGUGAAGCUUUACGUUUCUCUGCCUAUUUGAGACAAUCCAAUUCUAUUUCCAAGAAAGAAAAGGAUAAAUAUGUUGAUUACAUUAUUGAUUUAUUAGAAAUGACCGACUAUGCUGAUGCAUUAGUUGGUGUUGCUGGUGAAGGUUUGAAUGUCGAACAAAGAAAGAGAUUAACUAUUGGUGUUGAAUUAGUUGCCAAACCCAAAUUAUUAUUAUUCUUGGAUGAGCCUACUUCUGGUUUAGAUUCUCAAACUGCUUGGUCUAUUUGUAAAUUGAUGAGAAAAUUGGCUGAUCAUGGUCAAGCUAUUUUAUGUACUAUCCAUCAACCAUCAGCUUUAUUAUUGAAAGAAUUUGAUCGAUUAUUAUUUUUACAAUCAGGUGGUCAAACUGUUUAUUUCGGUGAUUUAGGUGAAAACUGUCAAUCAUUAAUUUCUUAUUUCGAAAAGUAUGGAGCUGAUCCAUGUCCUAAGGAUGCAAAUCCAGCUGAAUGGAUGUUACAAGUUGUUGGUGCUGCUCCUGGUUCCCAUGCCAAACAAGAUUAUUUCCAAGUUUGGAGAAAUUCAAGUGAAUUCCAAGAUGCUCAAGAAGAAUUGAAUGAAAUGGAAAGAGAAUUAGUUAAGCUACCAAGAGAUACUGAUCCAGAAGCUCAUUUGAGAUAUGCUGCUCCACUUUGGAAGCAAUACUUUAUUGUGUCUGCUAGAGUUAUCGUUCAAAAUUGGAGAUCUCCUGGAUAUAUCUAUUCCAAAUUAUUCUUGGUGUUAUCGUCUGCACUUUUCAAUGGGUUUUCAUUCUUUAAAGCUGAUAGAUCAAUGCAAGGUUUACAAAAUCAAAUGUUUGCCAUUUUCAUGUUUUUCAUUCCAUUCAAUACUUUAGUUCAACAAAUGUUACCAUAUUAUAUUAGACAUAGAGAUGUUUAUGAAGUUAGAGAAGCUCCAUCGAGAACUUUUAGUUGGGCUGCAUUUAUUACUGGUCAAAUUACUUCAGAAAUGCCAUAUCAAAUUGUUGUUGGUACUUUAUCAUUCUUCUGUUGGUAUUAUCCUGUUGGCCUUUAUAACAAUGCUGUUCCUACCGAUGCAGUACAUUCUCGUGGUGUUUUGAUGUGGUUAUUGAUGACUUCAUUCUUUGUUUAUACUUCAACUAUGGGUCAAUUAUGUGCUUCUUUCAUGGAAUUAGCUGAUAAUGCUGCCAACUUGGCCGUUUUGUUAUUUACUAUGUGCUUGAAUUUCUGUGGUGUUUUAGCUGGUCCUGAUAAAUUACCUGGUUUCUGGAUUUUCAUGUAUAGAUGCAAUCCAUUCACUUAUUUGAUUCAAGCUAUUUUAUCUACUGGUUUGGCUAAUACUACUGUUACAUGUUCUGCUGCUGAGUUAUUAACCAUUGUUCCACCUUCUAAUACUACUUGUGAUCAAUUCUUGGAUCCAUAUAUUUCAUUUGCUGGUGGUUACGUGUUGACUAAUGAAGCUGGAACUUGUGACUUCUGUCAAAUGAAUUCAACUAAUGAUUUCUUGACAUCUGUCAAUGCUAUGUUUAGCGAAAGAUGGAGAAAUUGGGGUAUUUUCCUUGCAUUUAUUGUUAUUAAUAUUAUCUUUACUGUUUUCUUCUAUUGGUUAGCUAGAGUUCCAAAGGGAAAUAGAGAAAGAAAGCAUAAGUAA